This is a messenger RNA of Raphanus sativus (radish), 2116 nucleotides long. RefSeq lists its product as uncharacterized. The transcript has 5 exons. Lineage: Eukaryota; Viridiplantae; Streptophyta; Magnoliopsida; Brassicales; Brassicaceae. The record is from RefSeq and is a predicted model, not a curated record. Bases 394 to 1800 code for a protein of 468 amino acids.
UUUCUUCUUCCUUCUCUCUCAGUUUGGUGAGGGACAAUAAAAAUAAAUCUUAGCCUCUUAGAGAGAGAAAGAUAAGAGCAAAGGGAAGGAGAGAGAGAGAAAGACUGAGACAACUCAUCAGCUGGUACAACUCAGAGAGAGAGCGAGAGAGAGAGAUCAAGAUCCAAGACGACGGAGAAGAUAUCUCAAGGGGGAUAUGGGAUCUCGUCUUCCUCAGUAUUGCUUCCUUUCUGUUUUUCUACUGUCAGUCCCAGAAUAGCAACUACUUGUUCUUGAUAGUUUUAUUUUUAUUUCCUCGGCGUGGACUACAUUUUAUCCGAAUCUUACACCUCUCUCAGGAUUUUUUGAAGUUAGGUGAUCAUCUUGUUUUUUUCUUUCAAGUAAACCUUAAAAAUGGGUUCUAGAUACCCAUCUCACCAGCUCGGCAAUGGCCUAUUCGUAUCCGGUCGCCCCGAGCAACCCAAAGAACGACCUCCAACGAUGAGCUCGGUAGCCAUGCCUUACACAGGCGGCGACAUCAAGAAAUCAGGAGAGCUGGGGAAGAUGUUCGAGAUUCCAACCGAUGUGACUAAGUCAAGAAAGUCCGGCCCCAUUCCCGGUGCUCCUUCAAGGUCCGGCUCAUUCGCACAGUCGGGUCAAGGGGCUCCCAACGCUUCCACUGCUCGUAUGUCUGGCUCUUUAGCUUCUGCUGCUGGUUCUGUCUCCAUGAAGAAAACGAACUCCGGACCUUUAUCUAAACACGGAGAGCCUCUAAAGAAAUCAUCCGGACCUCAAUCCGGCGGCGGAACUCGGCAUAACUCCGGUCCUAUUCCUGUUCUCCCGGCUACAGGUCUCAUCACAUCAGGUCCUCUGAACUCCUCCGGAGCCCCUAGGAAGGUCUCUGGUCCGUUAGACUCGUCUGGCUCCUUGAAGACGCACGUGCCUUCUGUUGUACACAACCCGGCUGUAACUACCCUUGGUCCUCCGGAUGACUUCUCUAGCCUGAAGAGCUUCCCGAGGCCUGUGCUGUGGCUGGUUGUUCUUAUAUUUAUAAUGGGGUUCCUUGCUGGAGGCUUCAUUCUUGGCGCGGUUCACAAUCCCAUGCUCCUCAUCGUUGUUGCCAUCUUCUUUGCGGUUGUUGCUUCGCUUUUUGUUUGGAAUGUUUGUUGGGGGAGACGUGGUGUCACUGAUUUCAUUGCUCGUUAUCCUGAUGCUGACCUUAGAACUGCCAAAAAUGGUCAAUACGUGAAGGUCACUGGGGUGGUUACAUGUGGUAAUGUGCCGCUUGAGUCAUCCUAUCAGAGAGUUCCGAGAUGUGUGUACACAUCCACGUGUCUAUAUGAGUAUCGUGGAUGGGGUUCUAAACCAGCCAAUUCUUCACAUCGUCUCUUCACAUGGGGACUGAGAUCAUCAGAGAGACAUGUGGUGGACUUUUACAUAUCAGAUUUUCAGUCUGGACUCAGAGCCUUAGUCAAAACCGGAAACAGUGCAAAGGUGACACCUCUUGUAGAUGAUUCUGCUGUCGUCGAUUUUAAGCACGGAAACGAGCAGAUGUCUCCAGAUUUUGUUCGAUGGUUACGGAAGAAGAAUCUAUCAAGCGAUGAUCGAAUAAUGCGGCUCAAAGAAGGGUAUAUAAAAGAAGGAAGCACGGUGAGUGUGAUUGGAGUGGUGCAGAGAAACGAUAAUGUGUUGAUGAUAGUGCCACCAUCUGAGCCACUUGCAGCUGGUUGGCAAUGGAGGAGAUGCACUUUCCCAACAACCCUUGAAGGUAUUGUUUUGAGAUGUGAAGACUCAUCAAACGUUGAUGCAAUACCGGUUUAAGUCCAUCAUCAUCAUCAUCACAGCAACAUCAGAGUUUGGUUUCAUUGAAUUUUUUUUUUUUUCAUAAAAUCUUUUGAAUAUGUGGGGUUUCUUCUUGGUGCCUCCGUUUGGUGGUGGGUGGUGUGGUUUCAUAUACCUAAAAUGAGCUAAUUGUAUUCUUUCUUUUUUUUUGGUUUUGUAUAGCUCUUUUAAGUAAGUUCUUUUAAAUAGAACUUGUCUUUUACUCAAGGUGUUAUAUAGUGUCAUAUGUUAUGGUCAAAUCUUUCUUUUUUUGUGUAAGAUCAGAACUCAUUUUUAUUCAAUUGUUUUCCAUUCA